AUGGUACUUCAUGAAUCUGAAAAGACCAAGACGUUGACGAUGGUCCAGUCUCACCCAAAAUUUCGUGAACUCUCCCGGCCAGCUAUUGGGACGCGGGGAGAGGAGGUUGUGGUACACAAGGUGGAGGUGCCGGACUACGUGCGUCAUGGGGACGACAUCGAGCUAAAAUGCCACUGGGAGGCGGCACCCAACAACAACCUCUACUCCCUCAAGUGGUACCUCAACGACCGAGAGUUCUUCAGCUUCAAGCCAGAAGAGGUUCCCAACAUAACAGUGCACCACCUGCCUGGCGUCAAUGUCAACAUGGAGUUGUCGACGGGGGAGCGAGUCGUCCUCACCAAUGUUGAACUCGACUCCACCGGCAAGUACAAGUGUGAGGUGAUCACUGAGGCGCCCAAUUUCCACACGGCAGACAAAAGCGCUCUCAUGACUGUCGUCCAGAUCCCGGAGGAGAAGCCACGGAUCUAUGGUACACUACAUAAGUACCACAUAGGUGACACGGCCCAUCUCACCUGUGUUUCGGCGAUGUCCCUGCCCCCAGCCCGGCUCACCUGGUACAUCAACGACAAAGAGGCUCCGCGACAGUACGUCGUAUUCAUGAACAACAGCCGCUCCGAGCAGAACGGACUGAUGGAGACUCGAAAGGGCCUCAAGUUCGUUGUCUCUCGUGAGCACUUUCACGACGGCGAGAUGCACCUACGGUGCUCGGCCAUGAUCCCCACCCUAUACUACAAGACACAGCAGCACAGCGUCGAGGAUGAACUCACCUACAACGUCCCCGUCAUGGAGUCUCGGGAUAUUUCAGCCUACUCAGGCAGCAGCAGCAACACCUGUUACGGACAGCAGCAGCGGCAGGUGGUGGUCCUGGCGGGGCUGCUCACUAUCCUGCUGGAGGUGAUGAUAACAGGAGUGUUGGCGUUCUCUCCCAGCUGACUCUUCCCCACAGUUUCUCCAACACCCUUUACUCUCCUACACUCAGUUGCGCCCUCACUAGAGUAAAUUGCUCCCAGCUAAGAAGUUUAGUACAGGAAGUAACCUUCUUGAUUAUGGAUUCAGACACAGUGAUCCCGUAUAACUUCCUGUGAGGAUUAAAGGCAGUACAGCUCUCCAAGUCAGAUUCUAGAACUAAAAAUAAGUUCAUUGUAAAUCCUUGUAUAUUUUUUUUUUCUAUUCGUCGUCAAAAUAGUUACAGAGCAGAAUGUUGUUUAUGGUAGGGCAGUGUGCAGUUACACGCUGACCAAAGAACGUUCUCGUGUCUGGCUCCUGGAAACUGUCACUGUAACAUGAGCCAGUUUUUAGCUCACUGUAAAUAGAGAAAAUUGUCCUGCAGUUACUCUGCCGUAGGUUCAAAAUUGCUAAUAUUACAUAACUUAUUAUGACCCUCAUUGUUACCGUAGCUUUUAUUUGGCUGACCGUAACAUUGUGCGAAAACCGCAGCAGGUUGAAAAAGAGAGAUAUUAUUAUAUACUUGUAAAUCUGCCUUUUACGAUACUGAUUUUUCAGUGAUUGUUUUUUCCAGCACUGAAAGACUAUAGUCGAGUUUAUAGUCUUCCUCAUGAGAGUUAAGUCACUGUAGUGUAGUCACAGUGUAGCUACAUUUAUAACUGUAUUCUUUCAGUUUUACUUCUUAUGUGCGUAUUCUCUACUGUUCUUCCACCUUUGUAAAUGUGUGACGAAGAUAGAACCCGGAUAUGACGACUGAAGGAUGGAUAUACCUGUGUCGUGUAGUCAGGUGUUCUCAACCGAGCGUCCACCCGAGUCGUUGUGUCCUCCUGGAAUAACAUAACAUUGUACCUUUAUAGAUUAUCCGUAUUUUGGGGGACAAAAUAUAUAUUUUUCACAUAGUCAUCAAUAAUGAUGUUUCACAGACAUCUAUUAAACAUUAUAUUAAUAAGGCUACUAGUCGUUGGUCUUUUAACUCUCGACUGGUGUGACCUGAUGGUGGGAACGUGUUUGCACUAUAUCAGUCUUGACCAACAGGAGGAACGGUAUUUUCGUCACUCAUCUCCCGGGGGAACUUUAAAGGUGAAUUAAGUCAUUGGACGUCAUUUUCUAAAUACUUGUACAUACAGCCAUUUAGUGUUCAAAAUAUUAUCAUAUAUUUAAGUUGAAGACGACAUCACAGGGAGACAAGUGAUCAUUGACAGCAGGAGGUGAGGAAUAUCUCUCUAAGGCUAAUGUAACUCUCAUAUCACAAUUAAUUACAUAAUUUAACGUAUUAGAUCUGAGAGUAACACUGUGAUAGCAUCUCACUGUCGAAGACGAAGUAUCUGAUACGUUUUGUACGUAUCUGUAGAAGUAAUGGAAACUACUCGGCGAUUAUUUCCUUAUGUUAAACUCUUCACAUGUUUUACGUGGUAGAUACGUGAACAAGUUUUGCACGUGCGCGUCACAAGACAAAAUUACUGUAAAUAUAUAAAUCAUAAAUGCCUCUCAUUCGUUUUAUAUAGUUAUAUCUUGUGAGAGUAAGUCGAUAAUAUGUUUAAAGGAGGUUACCCAUGUACUACGUGUAUAUUAAUGUUUAUUACUGACACAUGCUCUCUACCCCAGCCGAGUCCUUAAACACACACACACACACACACACACACACACACACACACACACACACACACACACACACACACACACACACACACACACGGAUUAAUACGCACAUACAACCACACGCAAAAAUCUACUUUAAAUGAUAACUUGGUCAUGCAGCUCGUUUUUAUACUGACGUGUACGGUCUCGGGGUAAGAAUAAGAGGAGCACUCAGUUACGUGACUAUUUGUAGCGACAAUAAGUAAUAAAAGCCUCAGGAGUAGCCAAGUGCAAAUCUCCUGACAACAACAUCGGAUCACAUUAUGAGAAUUAUUAUCCGACCGUGUAAGAAAAGGGUUCGGAUGGAAAUUGUAUUAUAGAUUUUAUUUCGUUUGGCAUUUCUCAAUACCCGUAUAAAUAUUAGAUUAUACCAGAUACUACAUAAAGCGCUUCUUUCGUUCAUUUACAAAUGCUCUGCGGUGCUGAUGUAUAUGAAGCGCUUCGUGAUAUUAGUUGUAAAAUGUUAUUUCUUCGAGUGGUUAGGAUGUAAACAAACACCCACGCUAAGGCCUUCCGGUCCACUUGGAGGAUUCAUGACAAAUUGUUUUUUGACCAAGUGUGUGUUUGUUUCCUCUUUCAUUUUUAUUCAUAUUGAAGUUAGACUAAGUGUGGUUAUUAUCUGUGUCUUGCUAUAUUAAGACGGACUAUUUUCCGCAUAAUGUGUGAUGUACAACUAUUGAAAUGGUGUCUAUGAAGAACACAGGGUGGUUAUUUAGGGACUCGGAAACAACAGCACUGAAAAAAAUAUCACAAGAUAUAUUAAUGCUUCUCAAGUCCAACACACAAUUAAUUGACUUGACCCCACGUGAAGUUUACCUUCCCAAGUGGAGAUUUUGACCUGUUUAACCUGUGAUAAUAUGUUCUCGUGUCGGCACUGGUCAUUGACCUGCUGUUCAGUAAUUUCAGCGCCGACAUGACGACCCAUGUUACUUGUCAAGUAAAAAAUUACGCCACCUUGGAUCCGCCACUAUUAUGAAAUAUAGUAUUUAUUUAAUAUGAUCUAAAUCCAAUUUGGUGAAACACAACACCUUAAAGAAAAUCCUCCCCAGAGUGUUCAUAGCAUCAGGUGGAAGUAAAAUGAACUGUAAAUGAACCUGAACACUUAAUGAGCUCUAGAAUAUUGUGUAUUAUUUGAUUACUGGCUUUGGCUAGAUACUGUAUGAUGGUCUUUUUAUAUGUUCAUAUUUAUGAUUGUGUUAAUAUGUGAUCCUAUAUAAUACAUAAACAGUUUUCUUUAUUAAAAUCUUUUGAUAUAAUAAAUUAAAUAUUUCACAUGUCCUAGGGGGGUUUUGUCAUGGAGUUGUGCCAUUUUUUCCUGUGCCAUUUUAUCCUACAUUCGGUCAUUGGACACCGGGGAACAGCUGCUGAACUGUUCGGGCUACAUACAACACCAUCCCCUCCCUCUGCCCUGACAAAACAUUCACCCGGUGAUAGGCCUCAGUGUUGGUGGUAAAUGGUUGUACUGUACAUGUUACAUCUGUCCAUUAGAUUUAUCAUUUGUUUCUAAUUAUUAAUUAAACAAAAAAAUUACACGUACGUGAGGUCUAGAUAAUAACUUUAGUGACUUUCUAAAGACGCACAGAGCAGAAACCAUAAAUAUUGUUUAUCUCGAGUCCGUUUAUAAUCAUGUUCUUAAACAGUGUCCAUCAUUAGGCGCUGUAACCUUUAUCACAACACCUGCAAAAUCGAUGCACCAGUAAACAUUAGCUAUUUCAGCCAGCAAGCAUAAACCAUAAUCCCCACCAAACACCACCUCAGAACCUCAACAUCAACAAGUGUCAACCACGCCAUCAACUUGAGUCAACCACUCCACGACCAAAAACGCCAUCAAUAAGCAUCACCAGACUACCAACAGGAGUUUAAUACGCUUACAGUAAGUAUCGACAAUACCACCAGGAAGAGGAUGAGCCACUCAGAGGGUGAUGAACAUGAGGGCCAGUUGUCGCUCACGUACUGUCAUGAUGUGUGGUGGUCUUCAUGGACCUUAGUCAGGUUUAAAUGAAGUUUAUAAAUUGUUCUUAGUGUAUUUGUACAUAUAUCAUUAAAAAUAUGUUUCAGAGGUU
This is a messenger RNA of Homarus americanus (American lobster), 4646 nucleotides long. RefSeq names its product nephrin-like. The record is from RefSeq and is a predicted model, not a curated record. The coding region runs from base 1 to 933 and encodes 310 amino acids. Lineage: Eukaryota; Metazoa; Arthropoda; Malacostraca; Decapoda; Nephropidae. The transcript is spliced from 6 exons.